CAGGGGCCUCUUUGGACACUCGCAUAAUCCUGUGCUCCUUCUGCUCUGCAGGUGACACACCCUGGACCCCAGGGCAGCUGCAGCCCCAGGGUGACCUGAGGAAGAGCAAAGACCCCAGACCGGGGUGCAGGAUGGCAGCGAGGAGAGGCAGAGACAGACGGUGGCAGGCAACGCCUCUUGUCCCUGCUUUUGCCCCUCCCUCCCCGAGUUCCUGGGAGGCCUGGCAAACACAGCCCGGAGCCGCAGCUGGACAGGGGAAUGCUGAGCUUCUGGAAAACUUUAACCUGUUAUUGUGAAGACUUGUGGAGCAUCCAGCGUGCCAGCCUUCCCCCAAAGUGUGUCCAUGUUCUUCCACCGCCAAGUCCUUCCACUGCAUCCUUUAAGGAGGAGGGCAGCUCAGGACCAUCGGGACCUAGCAAGGGCAGUGUCCAGCCAGCCUCCAGCCAACAGCUUCCUGUGGAAACUUCUAGCAUUGUUAGCCAACAUGCUCUCUUCCCAGGCCUUCAACAGCUGGGAACUGUUUCAAGACCAUAUCUUGCCAGCUAGAGAAGCCGAACCCCAACUCCCAUUGCCAGAGAGCUUUUAGUGGCCAACUGAGAAAGCUGUCCUCCCUCGGUGAAGAACUCCCAAGUGAAAUUUGAGAGCCUUUUGGAUUCACGUCAACAAAGUGUUUCUCGAGGUUGCUGUACUCGGGCCCUGGAAGCCAUUCAUGGGCAGGAAAGCACGGAGGACCGCCCCCAGCCAUGUGGGGCCACCUCGUGGGCAGGGGGCUCUCUGCCUCGAGUGGCUUAGAUGUGUCUAGCGCUGAGACCCAGCAGGAGGUCUCUGUGAUGUCAGGGAAGAGAGGUUUUGAGCAUUAUCCUUCCACGUGGAAUUGUUUUCACAUCCAUCCAGAGAGUGACUUUUUUUUUCUGUCUCUGAAAUGACCUAGGAUAUCAUCAGGAGAUGUCAGAGCCAUGAAGUCCCUGUACCCCAGCCUCCUACCGUGCACAAGGGAAGUCUGAGGCCCAAAGAAGGAAAUGCCGGAUGAGGGUCACCCGGCAGUUAGGGCAGGAGGGGUGCCCGCACCCAGAUCACCUCCCAUCCCCUGGCCCCUCCAAGCCUGGUGCCUGCCACCUUCCUUUGCCAGCUCACAGCCCAAAGUCCAGGUUCCCUCCAAAGGAGCCCCAGGAUGAUUUGGGGCUUCUCAGUAGCAAAAAGCAAACUACCUUUGGCUUUUCUAAACAGAUGGAGACUUGAGAGCUGGGCUCUGGCUUUCCCUAAGGACCACAGAACACUCCUGUCUCCAGCGUCCCCUCCUUUCUAUUGCAAAGAGCAUGAGAGCAGACGUUCCUCUUCUGGGGGCCCUGGGAAAGGCACCAUUCCCAGAUGCAGUGACGUGUGACUUCGGUGACCCUGCAGAGGCGACUAGAAUGGGUCCCGUUGUUCUCUGCCAAUCAGGCCUGGGCCAGGCAGGGUGCCCGCCAAGAGGACCCCGCAGGCAUUGAUGCUGAGAGGACCGUCUCCUCCCUCGCCCCCGCCUCCCCGGCACACCUGUGCGGGAGGGCCCAGGCUCAGGGCCAGUGUGCUCUGUUUCAGACCCUCUUGCCUGCCCCCACUCACUGAGCUCACACAAAGCACUUCACCUGGAGCUGAAGGGUCAGGGAUGAUCAGAUUUGUCCCCGAGCUCACUCAGAGGGAGGAGCCUGUAUGGGGUGAGAUAGAUUUGGCCCCUUUCUCAGUGUGGGAGAAUGUCUGCUUGUUUCAUGCUCCGGGGAGGAGCUGGGGACAUGGGCAUGGAAGCCGGAGCUGGCCACUCCCCAAGCCCCGUUUAAGCAAUCUUGUGUGGCGCAGAGGACUUGACAGAGAUUUUCCGAGUAGCGUUAUAUUCUGAAAGGGGAAUCUGGCAUCUUUUUCUGAGUUCCUGCCUUGAGGUUUACCUAGACAGAUUCCCAUAUUCACCUUCUGUCUGAGUAAAAGGGGAAAAUAUAAGUGGCUUUAAUAAAAUAGAAGUUUAAUAAAAUGCAAAUUUAAUUCUGUCACCCAUAAAAAUAAAUCCACAGCCUCAGGCUGUUUCGGUGCUCCACAGGGUCAGGGCCUAGGUUCCUUCCCUCUGCUUGCUUUGCCAUCUUCAGUGCAUGGCUCCCAAGACACGGACAAAGAUAGCUGCUGAAGAUCCAGCCAUCUUUUCCAUAUUCCAGCCAGCGGGAAGGAGGAAGGAGGGAAGAAAGACUUCCUGCCUUCCCUAAGGACAUUUCCUGGGAUUCACAUACUGUACUUCCAUUUUACUGGCCAGAACUUAAUUUCAAGGCCAUAGCUAAUGUAGAGACUGGAGAAGGUAGCCUUUAUCCUAGGUGGCCAUAUACCCAGAUAAAAAUCGGGUUCUUUUACUAAGGAGGGAAAAAAAUUGUUAUUGGGGGAUAAUCAGCUGUCUCUGCCCCACCUUCCUCUUGGACAGGUAAUAUUAAAAGGGUUUAUAACACAUAAGCAUCAUAUUUAGGAUUUCAACAUUAGUAUCGAGACUUGUUUUAGAAGCACAGAUGGGUAAAGGUGGAGUAAAGGUUACAAAUUAGCCAGUCCAUAUCCCCAUUUUUCAGAUUAGGAAAUUGAGGCCCAGAGAAGUUAAUCAAAUCAUCUGAGAUCACACAAGUUGGUGGCAUCUAUUUUCCAGCUCAUGUUCUGUGGGAGUGAUUUUUGUGUCUCUCUGUUUUUUAACUUAAGAAAAAAACUUCAUCCUGGAGGGUGGCAAGCUCCUGUGCCAAGGAUGAAAUUCCAUCCUUCACUGGGUCUCUGAGCUGCAGGACACAGGCGGGACGAUGGCAGGGCUUGCGUGCCCUGAUCUGCCCAGCCCUGAGUCAUGGCAGCUGAGGACUUUGCACUGGCCGGCUGGAGUAUGCCCACGCUGGCCCUGCGUCCGUGUGUGCAUGUGGCCCUGUCUCUGUGUGUGUCUGCCUCGCACACUCUGACUCCAGCCUGGGGAAGCUGCAGGCCUGACUCGGGGUGCUUCUGUUUCAGGGAGUAUUCUGCCAGGAUGGGAGCGGCUCACAGGCCGGAUGUCUCUUUCAAGGCGAUGCUGACAGUCGGCUGGUUCAUCCUGGCCCACUUCCCUGGUGCCAUAUCCACAGUGACCCCUGAGUGCCCUGAUCAGUGGCCUGAGCUGCAGCCCUGGAACCCUGGACAUGACCCGGACCACUAUGUGUACAUUGGCCAGGGCAGAGCACUGCUGCUCACCUCUUCUGCCACCAUCCACUCCAUCCGCAUCUCAGAAGGAGGAAAGCUAGUCAUUAAAGACCAAGAUGAGACAAUUGUUCUACGCACACGGCACAUCCUGAUUGACAAUGGAGGAGAGCUGCAUGCUGGGAGUGCCCUCUGCCCUUUCCAGGGCAACUUCAGCAUCAUUUUGUAUGGAAGGGCUGAUGAAGGUGUUCAGCCGGACCCUUACUUUGGCCUCAAGUACAUUGGCGUCGACAGAGGAGGUACCCUGGAGUUGCAUGGACAGAAGAAGCUCUCUUGGACAUUUCUGAACAAGACUCUUCACCCGGGUGGCAUGGAGGAGGGAGGCUAUUUUUUUGAAAGGAGCUGGGGUCACCGUGGAGUCAUUGUUCAUGUCAUCGACCCCAAAUCAGGGACAGUCAUCCAUUCUGACCGGUUUGACACCUAUAGAUCCAAGAAAGAGAGUGAACGUCUGGUCCAGUAUUUGAAUGCGGUGCCCGAGGGCAGGAUCCUUUCUGUGGCCGUGAAUGAUGAGGGCUCUCGAAACCUGGAUGACAUGGCCAGGAAGGCGAUGACCAAACUGGGCAGCAAACACUUCCUACACCUUGGAUUUAGACACCCUUGGAGUUUCAUAACCGUGAAAGGGAAUCCCUCGUCUUCCGUUGAAGACCACGUUGAGUAUCACGGACACCGUGGCUCCGCUGCUGCCCGGGUGUUCAAGCUCUUCCAGACAGAGCAUGGCGAGCAUUUCAAUGUCUCUUCAUCCAGCGAGUGGGUUCAAGAUGUGGAGUGGACAGAAUGGUUUGAACAUGACAAAGUGUCUUACACUAAAGGUGGGGAGAAAAUUUCAGACCUCCGAGCGGCUUACCCAGGAAAAAUCUGCAAUCGCCCCAUUGAUAUACAGGCCACUACAGCAGAUGGAGUUAACCUCACCACUGAGGCUGUCUACAAAAAAGGCCAGGAUUAUAGGUUUGUGUGCUACGACCAGGGCCGAGCCUGCCAGAGCUACCGUGUGCGGUUCCUCUGUGGGAAACCUGUGAGGCCCAAACUCACCGUCACCAUCGACACCAAUGUGAACAGCACCAUCCUGAAUCUGGAAGACAAUGUACAAUCAUGGAAGCCUGGAGACACCCUGGUUAUUGCAAGUACUGAUUACUCCAUGUACCAAGCAGAAGAGUUCCAGGUGCUUCCCUGCAAAGCCUGUGCCUCCAACCAGGUCAAAGUAGCAGGGAAACCAAUGUACCUGCACAUCGGGGAGGAGAUAGAUGGUGUGGACAUGCGGGCCGAGGUUGGGCUCCUGAGCCGGAACAUUGUGGUGAUGGGGGAGAUGGAGGAUGAGUGCUACCCGUACAGCACCCACAUCUGCAGCUUCUUUGACUUCGACACCUUUGGGGGCCACAUCAAGUUUGCACUGGGGUUUAAGGCUGCACACCUGGAGGGCGUGGAGCUGAAGCACAUGGGCCAGCAGCUGGUGGGUCAGUACCCAAUUCACUUCCACCUGGCGGGUGACGUGGAUGAGAAGGGAGGCUACAACCCACCCACGUAUGUCAGGGACCUCUCCAUCCACCACACGUUCUCUCGCUGCGUCACUGUCCACGGCUCCAAUGGCUUGUUGGUCAAGGACGUUGUGGGCUAUAACUCUUUGGGACACUGCUUCUUCACGGAAGACGGGCCAGAGGAACGCAACACCUUUGACCACUGCCUUGGCCUCCUUGUCAAGUCUGGAACCCUCCUUCCCUCUGACCGUGACAGCAAGAUGUGCAAGAUGAUCACAGAAGACUCCUACCCGGGGUACAUCCCCAAGCCCAGGCAGGACUGCAAUGCUGUGUCCACCUUCUGGAUGGCCAAUCCCAACAACAACCUCGUGAACUGUGCUGCUGCGGGGUCUGAGGAAACUGGGUUUUGGUUCAUCUUUCACCACGUACCGACGGGCCCCUCGGCCGGAAUGUACUCCCCAGGGUACUCGGAGCACAUCCCGCUGGGAAAAUUCCACAACAACCGCGCGCACUCCAACUACCGGGCUGGCAUGAUCAUAGACAACGGAGUCAAAACUACUGAGGCCUCUGCCAAGGACAAGCGGCCCUUCCUCUCUAUCAUCUCCGCCAGGUACAGCCCUCAUCAGGAUGCUGACCCGCUGAAGCCCCGGGAGCCGGCCAUCAUCAAGCACUUCACCGCCUACAAGAACCAGGACCACGGGGCCUGGCUGCGCGGCGGGGACGUGUGGCUGGACAGCUGCAGGUUUGCUGACAAUGGCAUCGGCCUGACCCUGGCCAGCGGUGGCACCUUCCCGUAUGAUGAUGGCUCCAAGCAGGAGAUCAAGAACAGCUUGUUUGUUGGCGAGAGCGGCAACGUGGGGACGGAGAUGAUGGACAACAGGAUCUGGGGCCCGGGUGGCUUGGACCAUAGUGGAAGGACCCUCCCUAUAGGCCAGAAUUUUCCGAUCCGAGGAAUUCAGUUCUACGAUGGCCCCAUCAACAUCCAGAACUGCACUUUCCGCAAGUUCGCAGCCCUGGAGGGCCGGCACACCAGCGCCCUGGCCUUCCGUCUGAACAACGCCUGGCAGAGCUGCCCGCAUAACAACGUGACCAACAUUGCCUUUGAGGAUGUCCCGAUUACUUCCAGAGUGUUCUUCGGAGAGCCUGGGCCCUGGUUCAACCAGCUGGACAUGGAUGGGGAUAAGACAUCGGUAUUCCAUGAUGUCGAUGGCUCGGUGUCCGAGUACCCGGGGUCCUACCUCACCAAGGACGAUAACUGGCUGGUCCGGCACCCAGACUGCAUCAACGUUCCCGACUGGAGAGGCGCCAUCUGCAGCGGGCGCUACGCACAGAUGUAUAUUCAGGCCUACAAGACCAGUAAUCUGCGAAUGAAGAUCAUCAAGAAUGACUUCCCUAGCCACCCUCUCUACCUGGAGGGCGCCCUGGCCAGGAGCACCCACUACCAGCAGUACCAGCCAGUCAUCACCCUGCAGAAGGGCUACACCAUCCACUGGGACCAGACGGCCCCCGCCGAGCUCAUCAUCUGGCUCAUAAACUUCAACAAGGGCGACUGGAUCCGAGUGGGGUUCUGCUACCCGCGAGGCACCACCUUUUCCAUCCUCUCCGAUGUUCACAAUCGCCUGCUGAAGCAAACGUCCAAGACGGGCAUCUUCGUGAGGACCUCGCAGAUGGAUAAAACGGAGCAGAGCUAUCCCGGCAGGAGCCACUACUACUGGGAUGAGGACUCAGGGCUGCUGUUCCUGAAGCUGAAAGCUCAGAAUGAGAGAGAGAAGUUUGCCUUCUGCUCUGUGAAAGGCUGUGAGAGAAUAAAGAUUAAAGCUCUCAUCCCAAAGAACGUGGGCAUCAGCGACUGCACGGCCACGGCCUACCCCAAGUUCACGGAGAGGGCCGUCGUGGACGUGCCGAUGCCCAGGAAGCUCCUCGGCGCUCAGCUGAAGACAAAGGACCGCUUCUUGGAGGUGAAGAUGGAAAGUUCCAAGCAGCGUUUCUUCCACCUGCUGAACGACUUCGCUUACAUUGAAGUGGACGGGAAGAGGUACCCCAGUGCGGAAGAUGGCAUCCAGGUGGUGGUGAUUGACGGGAGGCAAGGGCACGUGGUGAGCCACGCAAGCUUCAGGAAUGCCAUCCUGCAGGGCAUCCCGUGGCAGCUCUUCAAUUACGUGGCGGCCAUCCCCGACAAUUCCAUAGUCCUCAUGGCAUCAAAGGGAAGAUAUGUCUCCAGAGGCCCGUGGACCAGAGUGCUGGAAAAGCUCGGAGCAGACAAGGGGCUCAAGUUGCAAGAGAAAAUGGCAUUCAUCGGCUUCAAAGGCAGCUUCCGGCCCAUCUGGGUGACUCUGGACACCGAGGACCACAAUGCCAAAAUCUUCCAAGUUGUGCCCAUCCCCGUGGUGAGGAAGAAGAAGCUGUGAGGACCGCCGUCCCCCGGAGCCACCCCACAGUGGGCUCUGAUGGGGGACUCUUGGCAGCAGACCAGGCCAGCACGGCUGGUUCCCCCAGCCCCUGUCCAGCAGCUGCCUGGGAAGGCCAUGCGUCAGCCCUGGUGGCCCAAGGGAAGGACAUCAGAGACCCCUGGUGCUGCCAACUGCCCCCUCAAGUAUCUAACUGCAGCCCCAGGACAGUGUCGGCUGAUGCUGGAACCUUCUCUUUCCCGCAGCCUCUUGGGUGCUUUUCUCUGACCUGUGCCUCUUCGGGGGAGGAGGGGGCGUGGGGACCACAUGAGGAGCCCUGGGCUGUGCCAGCAGCAAAGGUCCCCCUCAGCCGGAGCCGUGCUCCAGCUCAGAGGCAGCCUGGGGGGCUGGGCCGUCCACAGACCCCCGUGCUCCCCAGCACGCACGUUAGAGUGGUAGAUGUAGGGAAGAGUCCUGGUCAAGGGAGAUCUUCAUUCCUCCGUGGGCGGCGCUGGCGUGUAGCCAGAACUCGCCAGGGUAGAACCAGCCACCCUUGGGGAAGGGUGAGCCUGCCUCCGGAGGGGUUCAACCUUUCAGGAGACUUUGGGACCCAGGUUGGGAGUUGGACUAGGUGGCUUUUAAAGGCCUUUUCAGUUCUGAGAUGCCAGAAGUCUCUGGCUUUUCACAGCGUGCCUAGAACCCAGCAGGAGGUGAGAACAUUCUUUUUAGCCCACAUCCAUGAUGCUGGAUGCCCCGGCAUACAGGAUGGAAGGGCACGAAGUCAUGACUAGGGCAAGGGGCUCACAGUCUGGCGGGACAGGCGGUUAGGAGUUUGUGCCCUCUGCUGCCAGGUGGAGAAAGCCAAGACAGGUAAACUGGAAUCCAGUGUCAGUUCCCAGGAGGGAAAGACCUUACACGCUCGGGUGGGUCUGAAAGCUUCCUGCAGGGGGAGACCAUGGGGCUUUGCAGGAAUGAAGGGCAGGGGCAUUUGGACGGGCAGGGAUGAGUCAGCCUCUGGCAGGGCUCAGGGGUUGAGCCCUUCCUGCCCGCAUCUGCCGCAGCAGGGUAACUGCAAGGUCACUCUUUGCCCUCAACCUGCUGGCCCACCCAUCGUGGAGAGGCCGGCCUCAGAAGGGAGGGGCGGAGAGUGCUGAGCCCCACCCCCGACUCCAGGAGAGGGAAGAGUCAGGUUGAGAAAGGUGAGCCCCGUCUGCUCUACCCCCAGGGCCCUGGGAGCCCUGAGGCCACGCUCACAGCUCUGUGAGCCUGGGGCUUCAGGGCUGGAAAGGACCUUAGGAAAUACCUAGUCCAAAGCCUUCACUUUAUAGAUGGGACGCAUGAGACUCCAAGAUGGGGAAGAACCACACGGCCAGGGCAGGGCCGGGCCAGGAGCCCCCCUCCCAGCACUUGCUGCCACACCACAUUGCCUCAACAGCCGGCCCCGGGCACUCCUGAAGGAGCUCCCCGGCAUGGGGACAAGUCCCCUUGAAGGGGGAAAAAGAAAAGAUCAGAAUAGAAAGAGAAUUGGCGAAUGACUGUUUCUCUCUUGGCCCUCGGCGCGCACAAGGGCGCCCUCCUCUGGGCUGCAGUGGUCCUGCAGCCGCCCCGCAGGGCGCCCAGCAGCUGCAGUGACCUCACUGGUGCUACCUGUUUCCGCGGUUCUGCAGAAACGCCCGGCAGGCAGCGUCAGGGCGCCCUAGCACGUUGGGGCGAGCCAGCUAGGCGGCUCUCCAGGCUCGGAAGAGCUUUUGGUCCAUCCCAGCCUCCCAGCUACUGUCUAAUAAUCUGCUCUCUCUUGCCCACCUUGGAGAGAGCCGAGAGAGCUUCCGGAAGCUCUGUCUGUGGUUUAUACUCUCUCGUGAGGUACCAGGCUCGCUCUGGGUCUCAUGAUGACUACAGGUGUCCCCUUUCCUCCCUUGGCCCCGUCUGCCCGGCUGCACCCAUGAGAUUCAGCCCACGGGUCUGCUCCCCAGGUUGAGCCAACUGCCAGAGAGGUUCCUCCCACUACUCGUCUUUCAGCUGCUAGGAGGGGACUGUGGGACUCCGCCUCUUGAAACGUGGCAGCUUCAAAGGCCCAAGUCCCCGGAAAGGCCUCUUCCAGGCAGAUCCAAGGCCAGGGGGAGCAGAGUUCAGAUGACCUCAUGAUCUUCUUAUUUAUAGUUCUGUUGAGUUUUUUCUAAACUCCUAAUGCAAGGGUCUCACACUGUGAACCACUUAGGAUGCGAUCACUUCAGAUGGCCAGGAAUGUUGACUGUCUUUGGUUCAGUUUGUUGAAAAAAAAUACGUAUCUAUUUGAAAAUCCUCAGAGUUGUACAUAUGUCUAACAGUGCAGGAUCCGUGCACAAACUUUCCUUCCUGAAGCAUUCACCAAGAGCCAAUAUCCAGGCGUGCUCUUGGUAGCACAAAUUUUCUUAUUGCUUAGAAGACUGUUCUUGUUCUUUGUUUGAAAGCAUCGAAAUGUGAUAGGCCUUUAAAAAAAAAAAAAACACUCCUCUGAAAUGCUUGUCUUUUUUUCCCUGUUGCCGAAAUAGCUGGUCCUUUUUCGGGAAUUAGAUGUAUAGUGUGUUUUGUAUGUAAACAUUUCUUGUAGGCGUCACCGUGAACAAAGAUAUAUUUUCUAUUUAUUUAUUCUAUAUGCACUUCGAGACGUCAUUGUCAGAGAAAUGAAGAAGUGUCUUAAAUGUCAUGUUUAGGGAUGUCCUUUGGACCGCUUGAAAGGGGUGUACCCAGAGCCUUCUGCUUGCAGCAGAGGACACUGGCUCUGGUCUGGAGAUCUUGCUGUACCAUAGUAAACAUACGAAGGAUGCCA
Messenger RNA from Camelus dromedarius (Arabian camel), 9884 nucleotides. RefSeq names its product cell migration inducing hyaluronidase 1 (gene CEMIP). The transcript is spliced from 28 exons. The coding region runs from base 2837 to 7096 and encodes 1419 amino acids. Lineage: Eukaryota; Metazoa; Chordata; Mammalia; Artiodactyla; Camelidae. The record is from RefSeq and is a predicted model, not a curated record.